AUGGCUGAAAAGGAGGGCUUGGUACUUGCGGUGGGAACAGGAAGUACGCAGACUAAGCAGAUAAACCGGGAAAUUGGAGCCGCGGCAGUAGUACGGGAGCGUCUUGGCGUCCUUAGGACGCACAGUGCGAGGGCGUCUUGGUGUCCUGAGGACGCGCAGUGCAAGAGCGUCUUGGUGUCCUUAGGACGCACAGUAGUGCGAGAGCGUCUUGGUGUCCUUAGGACGCGCAUUGCUCUGUGUUGUGGCGUGGUUUUUUGCACUUCGAUAGAUGAAGAGUGUGAGAACAAAUGCAAUACUCUCACCAUUAGCACCAAGUGCCAUACAAGCACCGUAUCCUCGAGCGCCAAGCCAGUUUUUCCGUCAGCCCUUCUGUGCGAUCACUUGUAUCGCUAUGACGAAGUCGACCUGGAUGAAAUGCUACUUGCAGCCAAAUUGCGUGACAGCUCGUUCAGUAUUGAUGCGGAAACACUUGUCGGCAACGCUUUGAUUUUCAUGCAAAGCCUGCCACGGUGCGGAUAGGAUGGACGAGACUGCUACCUUAAAAGAAUUCGAGCGCGACUACAUC
Phytophthora infestans T30-4 is the source of this 565-nucleotide messenger RNA. RefSeq lists its product as uncharacterized. The record is from RefSeq and is a predicted model, not a curated record. The coding region runs from base 1 to 519 and encodes 172 amino acids. Lineage: Eukaryota; Oomycota; Peronosporomycetes; Peronosporales; Peronosporaceae. The transcript has 9 exons.